Helianthus annuus (common sunflower) is the source of this 492-nucleotide messenger RNA. RefSeq names its product histone H2A.6. The record is from RefSeq and is a predicted model, not a curated record. Gene Ontology annotation, cellular component: nucleosome. Gene Ontology annotation, molecular function: DNA binding; structural constituent of chromatin; protein heterodimerization activity. The coding region runs from base 58 to 492 and encodes 144 amino acids. Lineage: Eukaryota; Viridiplantae; Streptophyta; Magnoliopsida; Asterales; Asteraceae. The transcript has 2 exons.
CCUUCAAACCCUCCAUCGUUGUUUAACCCUCAAAAAGCCACCUUCUUUCUCCACCCAAUGGCCGGAAGAGGCAAAACCCUAGGUUCCGGAGCCGCUAAGAAGGCGACUUCUCGAAGCAGCAAAGCCGGUCUUCAGUUUUCGGUCGGCCGUAUCACCCAGUUCUUGAAAGCCGGUAAAUACGCCGAACGUGUCGGUGCCGGAGCUCCGAUUUAUCUCGCUACCAUUCUUGAAUACAUCGCUGUUGAAGUGCUUGAAUUAGCGGGAAAUGCUGCUAGGGAUAACAAGAAGACUAGAAUUGUGUCGAGACAUAUUCAAUUGUUGGUGAGGAAUGAUGAGGAAUUGAGUAAGCUUCUUGGGGAUUUUACGAUUGCUAAUGCUGGUGUUAUGUCGAAUAUUCAUAACCUGGGUCUUCUUGGGGAUGUUACGAUUGCUAAUGCUGGUGUUAUGCCGAUUGUUGUGUUCACAUUGGUUCUCGCAAUAAAGGUGGGUUAG